Messenger RNA from Apis florea (little honeybee), 450 nucleotides. Its product is annotated as uridine-cytidine kinase-like 1. NCBI's taxonomy places the organism in Eukaryota, Metazoa, Arthropoda, Insecta, Hymenoptera, Apidae. Gene Ontology annotation, molecular function: kinase activity; ATP binding. The record is from RefSeq and is a predicted model, not a curated record.
UCAUUUGCCAUAUGCCGUGAAUGCACUCUAAUUUGUAUUACACGUAAUUGAGAACAUGAUAGCUAAAAUGCAGCAUUUUGAUCCGCCAAGUUCGGCAAGUUCAGAAAAUGAUGAUGAAGUUUGUUUGGGUGAAAAAGAAAUUUUCCUUGUUGACGAAUUAUGCGAAGAUGCUGAACAUUAUAGACGUUUUGAUAUCAGGACUCUAACACCGCAAUCUCCGAGACCACCUUCUACAAAUGAAAUUUUUUUAUUCAAACUCACUUCUUAAUCAUUGACUUGGAAUACCUGUGUUUGGCAAACAGGAUGUACCUGGUUUACUGAAGUAGAGUCUUUUUAUAAUUUGAAGAAAUCAGUUAAAACUUCCAAAAAUUCACAGAGAUCACCUAGAUCGAGGAGACAAUGUAUUACUAGUUUAUCAAAAAAAACUUCUGUAGAAUCUAUUUUUAGAAG